UGUGGCAGGACGGUUCAGAUUUCUCCAGACAGCACUUUGGGGAAGGAUUGGAUAAAGGAUGAAACCGCUUAUUCUACAGCUUGAAUGCGGUGGCUGGGCUUACCUGCCUCUCUGAGGUCAUAGGAAACCCCGCCAUCACCUUGAUACUGCUUUUUGGACAUCAUGAGGCAAGAAUAGUAAUCUUUCCCCCCGUUUUCACAAUGGAGGACUCAGGAAAGACUUUCGGCUCCGAGGAGGAAGAAGCUAACUAUUGGAAAGACCUGGCUAUGACCUACAAGCAGAGGGCAGAGAACACGCAAGAGGAACUCCGAGAAUUCCAGGAGGGAAGCCGAGAAUAUGAAGCUGAAUUGGAGACGCAGCUGCAACAAAUUGAAACCAGGAACAGGGACCUGCUGUCAGAAAACAGCCGCCUUCGAAUGGAGCUGGAAACCAUCAAGGAGAAGUUUGAAACGCAGCAUUCUGAAGGCUACCGGCAGAUCUCAGCCUUAGAGGAUGACCUUGCCCAGACAAAAGCCAUUAAAGAUCAACUUCAGAAAUACAUCAGAGAGCUGGAGCAAGCCAAUGACGACCUGGAAAGAGCCAAACGGGCUACGAUCAUGUCUCUUGAGGACUUUGAACAGCGCUUGAAUCAAGCCAUUGAAAGAAAUGCCUUCCUGGAGAGCGAACUGGACGAGAAGGAGAAUCUCCUAGAAUCUGUUCAGCGACUGAAGGAUGAAGCCAGAGAUUUGCGGCAAGAAUUGGCUGUGCAGCAAAAGCAGGAGAAACCCAGGACCCCUAUGCCCAGCUCUGUGGAAGCUGAAAGGACAGACACAGCUGUACAGGCCACUGGUUCCGUGCCAUCCACCCCCAUAGCUCAUCGAGGACCCAGCUCUAGCUUAAACACACCUGGGACGUUCAGACGUGGUCUGGACGACUCCACUGGGGGGACCCCCCUCACGCCGGCGGCCCGGAUAUCUGCUCUCAACAUUGUGGGAGACCUACUGCGGAAAGUGGGGGCUCUGGAGUCCAAACUUGCUUCCUGCCGGAACUUCGUGUAUGAUCAGUCCCCAAACCGACCCAGUGGCCCAGCCUCAGGGUGGGGGAGCAAGAACAGAGACGGAGGCGACAGACGGCCAGGCAGCACCAGCGUGCCUCUGGGUGACAAAGGGAUGUCUAAGAAGAAAGCAAGUAUUUUGCAACAAAAACGACCCGCUUCGCCACACAAAGGCUGGACAGAAAAGCCACGAGGGUGAGCCCAUCCCAGUGAACCCAGCCCGUCAGUUCUUUAGUCAAAGGGGGCAACUCAGGUAAGACAGGAAGCAUAAGCAAGGCCCAGAGAUUUCCUGAUCGUUGACAUGGGGCUUCCCACCACGAGCCUUCUGGGGUCCAAGGGUGGGAGGAACCUGGGAUGGUAAAACCCACUGGGGACGGUGGAUGGUACUUCCCAAGGGGCAGCGAUCAGGAAUAAAUACUUAGUAGCUACUGCCGACUAAAGACCUGGGUCAGCCUCACUCCCAUCAGAGGGAAGCUUCUAGGCCUCCAGCUCCUUUUAUUUAUUUAUUUAUUUUUAGCUGCACCUCAAAUGCAGAACUUCCCCAACCAGGGAUUGAACUUGUGCCCCCUGCAGUGGAAGCACAGAAUCCUAACCACUGGACCGCCAGGGAAGUCCUCCAGCUCCUGUGGAACUAACUUUCUAUCACUCAGUCUCUAGAGGUUCUUUGAAAGUCUUCCUUCUUUAGCACUGUGUUCUCAACUCGGGACAGAGUAGGGUCCCGGCGUGCAGGGCUCAGCAGCCAUCCACACAGCUCUCCUCCAUGUCUAACCCUCCAGGUUCAAAACUGGAUGGGAUGGCCUGCAGCUGGAAACAGUGGCUCGGGCUCCCUUUGUCUCUCCAAAGAGUCUGCAUUUGCUAACUAGAGGAGUUUAACUGAUCAAUGUGCUCCCUUGAUCUAAGAAGUAAAUCAAUCGCGCCUGGGUCCCUGUAAACCCCCUGCGUGGGCACCAGUCCUGAAGCCGGUCUGUUCUGGUUCAGGGGCCUUUCUUGAAGGAACUGGCUUCAAAUCCUAGGCAAAGAUUGGCACUGGCUAUAUCUGUCACAGGAAGUAAAGGACCCCUCUAAAUUUUUCUUAAAGGCUCUGAUCCUGGAGAAUUUGGAUUCUAUUCAUGAACUCAGAAACGUAUCUAAGGUACUCUUGGCAUCCCAGGGAUCGGCACAAGAGCGUGAGCACCUGCUGCUUUGCAAGGACUCAGUUUCCAUCAAUGGGUGGGUCCUACACCCCAGCCAGCCCUAGACUCCAGCUUAUCCCGUGAUCGGGAUGUGCUGGCAGAAAAACUGCUCAAAAGCCAUGUCUUAGAGGCGUGAUGCUCCUGCCUAAAACUCCUGCCAAGACCUCAUCCAGCUUUAAGUAUUUGGGUAGUGACAGCAAGGCGGGAUUCUCCAAGAGAGAAGACAGACACAAGGCAGAGCUGGCUGGGCCUCUCAAGGAGGAUGAGGCGAAAGCCAGGCCCCAGGUGCCUCACUUCGUGUGUGAGGACGUUGUUAGGAUCCCAGAGAAGUCGAGGCCUCUCAACCCUGUCUUGUGAAGGCCCCGUUCGCUCCCUGAGUCUUGGGUGUCCAUCCCUGGUCUGUGAACAUGUGCCCGUGAGACCUCCAGUAAAGGCUCCUCCUGGACUGCGCCUGGCCCUGUGGUGGCCGGUGUGGCCCUCGUGCACUGAAGAUGCAGUAGCAGCUGGCCCUCGCUGAAGCCCCACGCAACCCCAGUGAGACAUCGGGGUGAGAGCUCGUUUCCCUCGCACACGUGUGUGGAAACCCCACCUUGGGAGGCACAUUGCUGGGCUGCGCCCACCGUGACCCUGUGCUUUGCUAAUUCUGACUUGUGAGCCAGACCAGCCGGAUGGAAGCCAUUCUCCAGGAUGGUACCCAGACAGUGGAGCUGGCACAUCUGCUCAGCGUGGUGUCUGAGCCAGACAAGGGAGUAUGGCACAGCCAUGGCCUCAUCGUUACAAGGGGCCUGUCACACAGGUAAGAGCCAUCCAAGCCACACGCAGCCUCUAAACUCUCAGCACACGGCGACAGGCCACAUCGGUGUCACGUCACACGCCAAAGCGGGAGGGAGGAAGGAAGGAAGGAAAAUGGGUAGAGAUGAGGUCUUCUUGUGUCGAUGUUGGUUUUGAUGAAAGACAGUUUUGAACUAAGAUAUCUAAGCCUUCAGAUUUUGUAGGAAUCCCAGGAAUUUGCAAGGGCCACAAAAGGGG
Kogia breviceps (pygmy sperm whale) is the source of this 3234-nucleotide messenger RNA. Lineage: Eukaryota; Metazoa; Chordata; Mammalia; Artiodactyla; Physeteridae. The record is from RefSeq and is a predicted model, not a curated record.